AUGAUUUUAAUGGUACAUGAAUUCUAUUUUAUUGCUAUUAUCAAGUCUAUUAUUAAAAUAACUUUUAAAAAUAUCUUUUGCCAAAGUUUUUUGGAGCUAACAAAUCUCAAUUUAAGUAAAAUCAACUCAGAAAAAGAAGAGAUUUAUAAAAGAGAAUUUGAAGGAGGUUCCAAAAAGUAUAAAUUUAAGCCUAUUUCAAGGAUUACCAAAGAAGAGCUUUUUGAAUAUUGGUCUAUUACCUUAAUGUUAGAUUUGGGUAUUUUUAAAACAAUUAUGGAAAUUAAAAACCAUAGUAAUACAAAAAGGAAAAGAAACAGAUUUUUUUUGGUUCAAUCAACAACCAAAUUUACAGACGAUCAAAUUAAAAGAAUUGCAGUCUGUAAAAUUGAUGAAAGAGACGAAAAAGUUCCUACAUUUAAAUCAAUUGCAACAACUGGUUUUAAAAUUCAAAAUCUUGAAGUUAAUCCAAGUAAAGGUUAUAAUAUUAGUGAUGCAGUGGAUCUUUAUAAACUAAAUGAUUCAGCUUUAAAGAAAUUAUGUUUAGGUUUAGGAGUUUCAAGAUCAAGUAGUAACAGGAGAAUGGUUAUAUCAAUUUGUGAAGCAAUUCAAAAAGAUACUUUAAAAUCAUGUUCAUUGGUUAAACUCAAAAACUUGAAUCAAGAUUUUAAUUUACCAGCUCCUGCCCAGUUAACAUGUGAAGGUUACAUUUUAGCUCUUACCAGACUUUAUGAAAAUGAAAACUUUGAAUUAGAUUCACUUUUAAUAGACCUUUCCCAAUCUCUAAGAACGUCUCCUCCAUUAGUAUCAGAUUUUUAUAAAAAAUCGCUCGAUGUAAUAGAUAUUCACUACAGAUAUCUAUAUUCAGGUGGUAUUCAUGGAUAUGUUAAAAAUUGGAGGAUAUUUGCUGUUUCAUGUUUAAUCAAGUCUUAUAUCAUCAAUAUCUAUUCAUUUUAUAUGUCAACUACAUCAAAACACAUGAAGUUUGAAGAAUUUAAACAAAUUUUCAUACACAGCAUCAGAGAAGUUAAUUUAGUCCCAAAAAGUCCAUCCUCAAAUCAAAAUCAAAAUCAAAAUUAA
This is a messenger RNA of Dictyostelium purpureum, 1077 nucleotides long. RefSeq lists its product as uncharacterized. The record is from RefSeq and is a predicted model, not a curated record. NCBI's taxonomy places the organism in Eukaryota, Evosea, Eumycetozoa, Dictyosteliales, Dictyosteliaceae. Bases 1 to 1077 code for a protein of 358 amino acids. The transcript has 4 exons.